UUUCCAUACAUACUGGAAUAGGAGGAGACUUCCCCUGUUUUCUAGCCAACGUGGAGUUUUGAGGUGGUGAGCAUGGAUGAUGACGAUGAGUAUGCCAAGCUCAUUAGGAAGAUGAACCCCCCAAGCGUCAUAAUUGACAACGACGCUUGUGACGAUGCGACUGUGAUUCAGGUGAAUAGUGUAAAUGCAAAUGGCAUCCUUCUAGAAGUUGUUCGAGUCCUCAUUGAUCUCAACCUCAUAAUCACCAAAGCAUACAUAUCUUCCGAUGGAAAAUGGUUCAUGGACGUGUUUAAUGUAACCGAUCGCAAUGGCAACAAACUCAGGGACAAAAAGAUCAUCAGCUACAUACAAACAUCCUUAGAAUCAGAGGCCUGCUUAUCAUCACUAAGAAAAAGUUCCGUAGGUGUGAAGCCCUCCAACGGCUAUACCUCAAUUGAGCUGAUGGGCACCGACAGGCCCGGCUUGCUAUCUGAAAUCUGCACUGCACUCACAGACUUCAAGUGCAACGUAGUGAAAGCUGAGCUCUGGACGCACAACACCCGAGUUGCAUCAGUAGUUCAUGUGACUGAUGAGUCCACAAGAAGUGCAAUCGAGGACCCGGAAAGGCUCUCCACCAUAAAGGAAUUGCUCCAUGAUGUCCUCAAGGGAGGCGACGAUUCAAGGAGAGCAAAGAUGACGGUCUCAACGGGGGGCACCCACACGGAGAGGAGACUGCAUCAGAUGAUGUAUGACGACAGGGAUUACGAGGGAGUUGGGCUGGUAGAAGAAGGUGUCAAGAAAUCCAGACCUCAAGUUUCUGUCAUGGACUGCAAAGAGAAGAACUACACCAUCUUUGUUUUGAGGUGCAAGGAUCGGUCGAAGCUUUUGUUUGACACUAUAUGCACCCUCACAGACAUGCAGUACGUGGUGUUCCAUGGAACGGUCGACACAGGAAAUGGUGAAGCUUAUCAUGAAUACUGCAUCAGGCACAUUGAUGGGCACCGAGUGAAGACGGAAGCUGAACGAGACCGCCUGGUCCAGUGCCUUGAAGCAGCUAUUCAAAGGAGAGCUUCCGAGGGACUGGAGUUGGAACUGAGAACAGGAGAUAGGGUUGGGCUGCUUUCAGAUAUCACUCGCAUAUUUAGAGAGAAUGGCUUGUGCGUCACAAGGGCAGAGAUAUCGACACAGGGUUCCAAAGCAGUGGAUACUUUCUAUGUCUCGGAGAUGUCAGGGAGCCCGGUGGAUGCCAAGACAAUUGACUCGAUACGCAGGCAAAUAGGUCGGAUGGUUCUAAGAGUGAAGCAGGGCCCCUUCCCAUCCAAGCCUUCGGAGGCGACGAGCGCCAUCGCAUCCCUCCUUAGGAAUUUCCUCAAGGGACGCCGUUGAUGAUGCUCAUGAAAUAAUCGAGAAUGUCCUCGGAACAAUAAUGGCUACUUUAAGAUAUUGUUCUGGAAAAUUAGCGCAGGUUGUUAUUAAAAUAAUAAAGU
Molecule: messenger RNA, 1466 nt
Organism: Elaeis guineensis (African oil palm)
Lineage: Eukaryota; Viridiplantae; Streptophyta; Magnoliopsida; Arecales; Arecaceae
Product: ACT domain-containing protein ACR6-like
Source: RefSeq, a predicted model, not a curated record